UCCUAGGAGUAUUACUCUAGCCAGCGGGCCUAGUUAGAUUGUUACUACCUCCGUGCCAAAAUAUACGACGUUUUUGCAAUUCAAUUUGAACUACAAAAUAGCUUUAUACUCCAUCAUGUAAGAUGCCAUCAUGUUAAUUAACACCAAGGCAGAUUUGUGCAUUCGCAGUCAUGCACUCCAAUUGGCAGCCACCUUAUAUACGCCAUUUUAAAGUAACCUAUCCGGCUGUCCAUUAUUGUUCAGCCCCAUUCCACCAUUAGCAUCAGCGCUCUCACUCUCAACUCUCAAGUGGCAGUGGCACCAUGUGCAGAGGCAGAGCAGCUAGCUAGCCAAAUGCAAUCUCGUUGCUAAGAGCGAAAGGGACGAGAUAAAUAUCGACAACGUAAGGCAUAGCUGCAGAGGAAGGUCGUCGAGUAAUCAAGCCACCAAGAUCUCACCCGGCCGAACUGUUGGGACGAUGGAAGCUGUAGAAGUAGAAUCGAAAGGCUCUCACGGUGGCGAUGAUCGCCGGAAGGAUCGCCGGACCUCGUGGGGCUGCGUUCUUCUCCUCGUGAACAACUGCUUCCAGUACACGGCCUACUUUGGCGUGUCGACCAACCUGGUGAACUACCUCAAGGUCCAGCUGCACUCCGGCAGCAAGGCCGCCGCCAACAGCGUCACCAACUGGCAGGGCACGGGCUCCAUCACGCCGCUCGCCGCCGCCUUCCUCGCCGACUCCUUCCUCGGCAGAUACUGGACCAUCACCGUCUUCCUCCUCAUCUCCGUUGCCGCGUAUGGGGUGGUGACGGCGAGCGCGUCGGCGGCGCUGGAGAGCGCGGUGUUCUACGCGGGGCUGUACCUGGUGGCGCUGGGCGGCGCGCUGCAGCCGGUCCUGUCGUCGUUCGGGGCCGACCAGUUCGACGCCGAGGCCGACGAGGAGGAGCGCGGGCGGCAGAGCUCCUUCUUCAACUGGUUCUACCUCUCCAUCAACGUGGGCUCGCUGGUCGGCGGCACCGUGCUGGUGUGGGUGCAGUCCGCGCACGGUUGGCUGCUGGGCUACGGCAUCCCGGCGCUGCUGAGCGUGGUCGCCGUCGCGCUGUUCCUGGCCGGCACCGGCGCGUACCGGCGCCACCAGCCCCCGGGCGGCAGCCCGCUCACCAGGAUCGCGCAGGUGGUGGUCGCCGCCGCCAGGAAGUGCGACGUGGUGGCGCCCGCGGACGCCGCGCUGCUGCACGAGCUUGACGGCGAGGACGGCAUGUCCGCGAUACUGGGGAGCCGCCGCCUCGCGCACACCGACCAGUUCAGGGUCUUGGACAAGGCGGCGGUGGAGACGGCCGGCGACAAGGCGCGUCCGGCGAGCCCGUGGCGGCUGUGCACGGUGACACAGGUGGAGGAGCUCAAGUGCGUGCUCCGGCUGCUGCCGGUGUGGGCGUGCGGCAUCAUCUUCGCGGCGGCGUACACGCAGAUGACCACCACCUUCAUCCUCCAGGGUGACACGCUGGACCCGCGUGUCGGCAGCUUCAGCGUGCCCGCCGCCGUGCUCACCGUCUUCGACACGCUCAGCGUCAUGCUCUGGGUGCCGCUCUACGACCGCGCCGUCGUCCCGCUCGCGCGCCGCCUUACGGGCCACCGCCGCGGGUUCACGCAGCUGGCGCGCAUGGGCGUGGGCUUCGUCAUCCUCACGAUCGCCAUGCUCGCCGCCGGCACGCUCGAGGUGGCGCGGCGCCGCGUCGUCGCGCGCCACGGCACGUACAGCGGCGAGGACGGCGCGGAGUACGUGCCGAUGUCGAUCUUCUGGCAGGUGCCGCAGUACGUGGUGAUGGGGGCGGCGGAGGUGUUCACGUUCAUCGGGCAGAUGGAGUUCUUCUACGACCAGGCGCCGGACGCCAUGCGGAGCGUCUGCUCGGGGCUCUCCGGCGCGGCGUUUGCGCUGGGCAACUAUGCGAGCUCGGCGCUGGUGGCCGUCGUGGUGGGCGCCACCACCCGGGGCGGGCGGCCUGGGUGGAUUCCCGACGACAUCAAUGACGGCCACCUGGACUACUUCUUCUGGCUGCUCGCCAUGCUCUGCAUCGGCAACUUCGGCGCGUACCUGCUCGUCGCACGGUGGUAUAGCUACAAGAAGACCGCUGACUGAACUAGGAGAUCACUGUACCGUAACGUGAUGAAUUGGAAACGGAAACCUGACGUCCUAUCCUUCUGGUAAGCAUAGGAAAGCAUAGCACGGUGGUAUACCUACUGGUAACCUUGCUCUGGAAAAAAUCGGUGGCUGUCAGGAAGGACUUUCAACUCUCUUCUCAUCCUACUCAUGCAUUUCAGUGUUCGACAAUAUUUCGUGGACA
Triticum aestivum (bread wheat) is the source of this 2318-nucleotide messenger RNA. Its product is annotated as protein NRT1/ PTR FAMILY 8.2. The coding region runs from base 458 to 2113 and encodes 551 amino acids. Gene Ontology annotation, cellular component: membrane. The record is from RefSeq and is a predicted model, not a curated record. NCBI's taxonomy places the organism in Eukaryota, Viridiplantae, Streptophyta, Magnoliopsida, Poales, Poaceae. Gene Ontology annotation, molecular function: transmembrane transporter activity. The transcript has 4 exons. Gene Ontology annotation, biological process: oligopeptide transport; transmembrane transport.